Messenger RNA from Salvelinus fontinalis (brook trout), 6742 nucleotides. Its product is annotated as zinc finger and SCAN domain-containing protein 2-like. Bases 110 to 1225 code for a protein of 371 amino acids. Gene Ontology annotation, molecular function: DNA-binding transcription factor activity; RNA polymerase II cis-regulatory region sequence-specific DNA binding. Gene Ontology annotation, biological process: regulation of transcription by RNA polymerase II. Lineage: Eukaryota; Metazoa; Chordata; Actinopteri; Salmoniformes; Salmonidae. The transcript has 2 exons. The record is from RefSeq and is a predicted model, not a curated record.
UUCUUUUUUUUUACUCGUGGCCCGGAAGUACUUAGUUAUUCUUGCUUUCACAGUGGUCUAGUUACCUACGUGUUUUUCAGGAAUAUCUUUUGCCCCAUAUAAUAGUCCAAUGAUGACCAAAUUACAAUAUCUGAAUGUGUAUCUGACUGAGCGUUUGAUGCAAGCUGCCGAGGAGAUACUUGGAGUGGUCGGAGACACGAUCUCCGAAUACCAGGAAGAAAUAACCCGGACAAAGAGAGAGAACCAAUACCUGAAACGACACUUGAUCACACCGGUCCUACCUGCUCCUCGGCCCAUUCUCUCUUGGGUCUCGGAGCAGCAAACUCCCCCUGAGCAACAGCACUGUGAGCAGGAGUGGAGCCCCAGUCUGGGGCAGGAGGACACAGAGCCCACACAGAUUAAACAGGAACAGGGUGAACUCAGGACUCGUUGGGAGGUAGAGGAGAUUCAAGGGCCGGAGGCUGAUACCAAAGGAGACUCCAUAAUCAUUCCUCCCUGUGUGAAAAGUGACUGUGAUCAGGAGCCACCUCAGCCCACACAUCUUCCCCAAACUGUGGAGAACAGAGAGAAGUACUCUCUACUGACCAACACAACUGAACAGAUCAAAACAGAACCCGAUGGAGAGGGCUAUGGAGUAUCACUAUCAGAACCAACCAGUGACUCCCCUCAGUCUCAGCCCCUCUCUGCAGUAAAUCCAGACUGUUCUAGAACACAGAGUGAGAACACUGACGGUGUUACUGAUGUUUCGAGAGAUCCAGAAAGGAGACCAGAGGACACACAGACACACUCAUGUACUCAGUGUGGAGCCGUGUUCUGUGAGCUUUCCCAACUGGAGGCACACAUGCUAUCCCACACAGUACCACACAGUGGUGACACUAGUCACAGGCAAAUCCUCUGCACAGUCUGUUGGAAGUCAUUCACCUCUACCAGUUACCUCAAGGUCCACAUGUGUUCUCACACUAAUGAGAAGCCCUUCCACUGUGGUGUGUGUGGCAAGAGUUUCAGCUACUCAGGCAGGUUCAGGGAGCACCAACGCAUCCACACUGGAGAGAGACCGUACCGCUGCCACGUGUGUGGUAAGCGCUUCAACCGGUCUACCCAUCUGAAGACCCACCUGAGGGUCCACACGGGGGAGAAACCCUACUCCUGUCCUGUCUGUGGAAAAGGAUUCAGUCAGUCCAGCCAGAUCAAAGGACACCUCAGAACUCACACCCGAGGGAGGUAGGAGAAAGAUGCUUUGGAGGGGAAAGACCCCAUGAGGGGAUAGACAGAGCUUUCUGUUCUCACAGUGCCCAGCUUUUAGGAAGAGAAAGAAAUAAAGACAUUACUUCUCUUCAAUGCUACUAAUUCUACAUACACUACAUGGCAAAAGUAUGUGGACACCCCUUCAAAUUAGUGGAUUCGGCUAUUUCAGCCAAUCCCGUUGCUGACAGGUAUAACAUUUACUCUUAGUUGACUUUCAAAGUGAUACCACCUUUGCCACAUUUCCCACAAGUCAGAUCGUCAAAUUUCUAGAGCUUCUCCAGUCAACUGUAAGUGCUGUUAUUGUGAAAUGGAAAGUAUAGGAGCAACAAUGGCUCAGCUGCGACGCGGUAGGCCAUACAAACUCAUAGAACGGGACCGUUGAGUGCUGAAGCUCGUAGUGCGUAAAAACGCCUGUCCUCGGUUGCAACACUCACUACCGAGUUCCAAACUCUGGAUGCAACGUCACCACAAGAGCUGUUCGUCGGGAGCUUCAUGAAAUGGGUUUCCAUGGCCGAGCAGCCGCACACAAGCCCAAGAUUACCAUGCGCAAUGCCAAGAGUGGGCUGGACUGGUGUGAAGCUCGCCUCCAUUGGACUCUGGAGCAGUGGAAACGCGUUCUCUAGCAUAAUGAAUCACGCUUCACCAUCUGGCAGUCCGACAGACGAACCUGGGUUUGGCGGAUGCCAGGAGAACGCUACCUGCCCAAAUGCAUAGUGCCCACUGUAAAGUUUGGUGGAGUAUUAAUAAUGGUUUGGAGCUGUGGAAAGCCUCCCCAGCAGAGUGGAGUCUGUUAUAGCAGCAAAGGGGACCAACUCCAUCUUAAUGCCCAAGAUUUUCGAAUGAGAUGUUCGACUAGCAGGCGUCCCCUUUUGACCAUGUAGUGUAUUAUUGUAACACUAGAGGACUAUAGAAUGUAUGAUGUUUUGUAGACUGUAAUUAAGGCACCUCAUGUCUGCAUUGAGUUAAGAGAGCUGCUCUAAUACAAUGCUAUGAAAAGACUUGAAUGCAUCUCCUCAUGUAUCACUAGGUUACACUAACUAUGUUUCAAUUGGAGCUGGUUGGUCUCCUUGCAAACAAACUUACUCUGUCAUAUUGAUUAAGCAUGUGUGGGAACAUUUACUUUUGAAUGUCUGUUUCUUUAGAGAAAAAAACACAUCAGGUCAAUGUUAGCUGGAGUGACUAGUGGGACUAUUGUUACAGACAACCCAUCCUCACCAAUGUUGUUAUAAAACCAUGUUUGAACACUAGAUGGCAUAUAAUGUAAACUCACCCCAUUUUGUACAAAUGUGCGCAACCGCAACAUUCAAACGAUGCUACAAAGAAGACCAAUGGGACUGUAGCGACUGUGUUGACUUCAAAAUCUGGGGUGUGAACUAGGUUUCUAUUCAAGCGUUGAUGGACAUGGUAAUGCUCUAUAGUAUUGGAGAAAAGUUGAAAAAACGGACCCUCCGUUACAUCGUGACGUGUCAUGUCGUAACUUACAGCACGCAUAAAGCAACUAUUUCUGUCUUACAAUCUCUCUCCACCAGGUGUAGCACUUCUCUCAUCGUUUAAUAACAAGAAAUGGACAGUGACGGGGGGAAUGGGGGGAUACCUAGUAAUUUUUUGUGUCAUCAUUGCAUGCGAUCAUCAUUCUCAAAGCCGCUGUUUACUUCUAAGAUCACGUUAGCACCGCCCUAAAAACCCGCUUAAAAUUCGACACAAACCUUCAAAUAGGUAUGUAAUGACACAUUAUAUAAACUCUUUAUAGUGUUUUAUCUGCAUUUUAGUGGCGAUAAGGUGAUAGGUUGGACAGAUCGAGUGAAAAAAAGCAAUUUUCCCACACAUCUCUCCUUCUCACUAUCACGCAUUAGUUUCGCUUCCCCACCCGCCAUUUUUAAAAAGACCCGACGUGGCUCAUUGCCUGCUUGAAUUAUGCAAAAACGGGCAGUGUUUAGGUCAUGUAAUUGAUUCUGUUGGAAAGGGGAGAAAUUGUGCUUUACAAUGGUAUUGACAUUACAGUUGAUCUGGAAGUAUUACGUUUUUGGGGCGCUAAAAUAAGGGCAAUUGUACGGACCAAGGCGAUGUACGAGUUCACGUGAGUUUACUUUACUUUAAUUAUUUCUCCUUCACAAAAGUGUUACAGUUUUCAAUAUUAAUGCCCUCACAGGUUGCCAAGCAACAGCCUAAAACCUAGAAACAGCUAUUGGUAAGUUUAUGCAUACAUUCAGAAUCUAUGAUGACUCUAUAGCAAAAAAACUUCCCAAUGAGUCUCCUUUUCUGUGUGUGAAUUUGGUGUGGUUACUAGGGUACCAUGCAAUAAUAGAGCACAUCCCAAUACUGUUGAUUAUGGCUCGAUAUAACCCCAAAUGUAUACAUGUAUGACCUUUGACCCCUCCCCCCCAAGGUGGGCCCAUAGAAAUUUCAUUACCAUUCAAAUUGUUUCAUACCUCAAUAUGUGAUGUAUUCUAAAGUUAAAAACAUAUCAAAUGGCCUUAGUUUGAGAAGAUUAUUACCUGUUAAUUCAAAAUGACAUCUCAUACCCUCAAUCCUGUUGGCUCAACGAACCGCAUAACGUUCAUAACAUGUAGUUGUGUUACAGCCUGACUUCAAAAUGGAUUCAAUAAUGUUUUUCUUACACAUCUACACACAAUACCCCUUAAUGACAAAUUAAAAACAUGUUUUUAGACAUUUUUGAAAAUGAAAUGCAGAUAACAAAUUUACAUAAGUAUUCACACCCCUGAGUCAAUACUUUGUAGAAGCACCUUUUGGCAGCAAUUACAGCUGUGAGUCUCCAAGAGCUUUCCACACCUGGAUUGUGCAACAAUUGGUUGUUGAUCAUUGUUAGACAACCAUUUUCAGGUCUUGCCAUAUAUUUUCAAGUAGAUGUAGCCCUUUCCUGCAUUCAAUGACCAAAGGAGCCCUCUUUGGCCUCAUGGCUGCAAUGUUAUUAAUAUUUUACAUAAUUAAAUAAUUAAUAAAGAUUUGAUUUAUUUUUACCAUGAAAAUCCUGUGUUUCUAUGUCAAACAGUUUUGUUAUUUCAGUCUUCUGUAAUGUCUAUAAAGUGUAAUAUUGGGACGCAAACUCAAAAUGUAAUGCAUCUCAAUUCUAUAUCUGACACGGUACAGGUGUCUUCUUUUUUUAAAGCACAUGACCGUGAGGUGUAUACUCUUGUUUCAAAGUAUAUUUGUUUCAGACUACCAAUAACCACUCUGUGACCCUGAUUUAGCCCACUGCAGUGAAACUUCAGUGUAGAUUUGGCCUUGUGAUUUAGGUUAUUGUCCCGCUGAAAGAUGAAAUCAUCUCCCAGUGUCUGGUGGAAAGCAGGUUUUCCUCUAGGACUUUGCCUGUGCUUAGCUCCAUUCCGUCUAUUUUUUUAUUCUGAAAAACUCCCCAGUCCUUAACAAUUAAAAGCAUACCCAUAACAUGAUGCAGCCACCAGUAUGCUAGAAGAUAUGGAGAGUGGUAAUCAGUAAUAUGUUGGCAAAUCCAAUACAACACUUUGUAUUCAGGACAAAAAAGUGAAUUGAUUUGACACAUUUUUUUUGCAGUAUUACUUUAGUGCCUUGUUGCAAACAGGAUGCAUGUUUUGGAAUAUGUUUUAUCCUGUUCAGACUUUCUUGCUUUCACUCUGUCAAUUAGGUUAGUAUUGUGGAGUAACUACAAUGUUGUUGAUCCAUCCUCAGUUUUCUCAUAUCACAGCCAUUAAACUCUGUAACUACACUGCUCAAAAAAAUAAAGGGAACACUUAAACAACACAAUGUAACUCCAAGUCAAUCACACUUCUGUGAAAUCAAACUGUCCACUUAGGAAGCAAAACUGAUUGACAAUAAAUUUCACAUGCUGUUGUGCAAAUGGAAUAGACAAAAGGUGGAAAUUAUAGGCAAUUAGUAAGACACCCCCAAAAAAGGAAUGGUGGUGACCACAGACCACUUCUCAGUUCCUAUGCUUCCUGGCUGAUGUUUUGGUCACUUUUGAAUGCUGGCGGUGCUUUCACUCUAGUGGUAGCAUGAGACGGAGUCUACAACACACACAAGUGGCUCAGGUAGUGCAGUUCAUCCAGGAUGGCACAUCAAUGCGAGCUGUGGCAAAAAGGUUUGCUGUGUCUGUCAGCGUAGUGUCCAGAGCAUGGAGGCGCUACCAGGAGACAGGCCAGUACAUCAGGAGACGUGGAGGAGGCCGUAGGAGGGCAACCACCCAGCAGCAGGACCGCUACCUCUGCCUUUGUGCAAGGCAAAUUUUCAAUUACGGCCUAGGCCUAGGAACAGUGGGUUAACUGCCUUGUUCAGGGGCAGAACGACAGAUUUUUACCUUGUCAGCUCGGGGAUUCGAUCUUGCAACCUUUCGGUUACUAAUCCAACGCUCUAACCACUAGGCUACCUGCCGCGCCAGCAGCACCAUCCAAAGUGUAAUUAAUAACUUCAGCAUGCUCAAAGGGAUAUUCAAUGUCUGCUUUUUUUUUACCCAUCUACCGACAGGUGCCCUUCUUUAAAAUGCAUUGGAAAGCCUCCCUGGUAUUUGUGGUUGAAUCUGUGUUUGAAAUUCACUGCUCGACUGAGGAACCUUACAGAUAGUUGUAUGUGUGUGGUACAGAGAGGAGGUGGUCAUUCAAAAGUCAUGUUAAACACUAUUAUUGCAGAGAGAGUGAGUCCAUGCAACUUAUGUGACUUGUUAAGCACAUUUUUAUUCAUUUUUACUCCUUAACUGGCCAUAACAAAGGGGUUGAAUAAUUAUUGACUCAUGACAUUUCAGCUUUUCAUUUGUAAUUAUAUAUAUUUUAAAUGUUCAAUAACAUAAUUCCACUUUCACAUUUUGGGAUAUAAAUUUAAUCUAUUUUAAAUGCAGGCUGUAACACAACAAAAUGUGGAAAAAUUCAAGGGGUGUGAAUACUUUCUGAAGGCACUGUAUUUAAUUGCCUGCACAUUGUGUUGCCGUAAAGGAGGGCCCAUUCCACUCAGGAGCACUUUUACUUUCCAAAUCAACAGAGUUUACAACCCAAGGAGCAUCACUGCUCAUUCUGUGGACCUUAAAGAGGGACCUAUCAGAGUUAGAAAGCUGGCUGUCAAACAUUUUACAAUGUAAGUUUACUUUUAGUCCAUCUAUCUGUAUAUUUCAAGACGGGAAUAGGGAGGUGCGGUGAGAUACCCAAUGGGUUGAACAAUAAUUUUUUCAUCACUUAUAUUGAAGACGCUGUUACUUAAAUAUUGGAAGUCAAAUGAUACACCCAUGUUAAGAGAAUGGAAUAAUCAAAUGCUUUAUUAUUUAAAUAUUGGAGAGAAAAAAUCUGGCUCCAGACAAACAACACAAUUUGAAGUCAUACGGGGCAGAGUCUUACAAGCAUGAGAAACAAAGUUGGGUGUGGAGACGGUGGGAACAUGUGGGUCUGAGCAAGUGUGAUGUCAUUUAUGUUUGGAAAUGUAUUUAUGUAAAUGUUCAUUUGUCUAUUGUUUUAGUCUAUGUACUGUAUGUUUUUGCUGCCUCCCCCCCCCCAUAUAAACUCAGCAAAAAAAGAACGUC